AAAUUUAAAUCUUUCAGUGUGUAAAAAUUAAUGAAAGAUAAGAAAUUAUAAUUAAUCAGAUAUCAAAGGACAUUUAGCCAAAUGAUUCGAGAUUUUCAUAUUACAAAGGAGUGCAAAAUAUAUAAUAGCGGUCAAUCAUAUCACUAGAUGCGUGACAUUAACCAACUGAUAAAGUAAAAAUUUGUCUCUAUGAUAAGUGUAUAUCUUAUUUUAAUAACAAUCUUUUAAACUAAAACGAUAUUUGUAGUCUUAGAUGCAAGGUAGCGGGUCAUUUAAAUUUGUUCUUAUUGCAAUCAAAGACUGUUAUCAGUCAGGGUGAUCAAAUAUUUGAGACUUAUUAAUGAAGACUCGUAAUCGAUAAUGUUGAUUAUGAAAUGCUCAGUCAAAAUUGACUUAACUGUACUGUUGAGAUUCAAUCCGAUGAUGUAGGUGAUGCAUCAUUCAUUUCGAUUUCUAACGAUUGAAAAUCAUCGAAUUUGAUUUAGAAAAUCUACAGUAAGCAGGACUAGCAAGUAUCGAAAUUAUUACAACAUAUAAUUUCACUAGAAAAUUUGUUUCAACAAUAAUAAGUUUUUGUGAAAUACUUUUAAAUGAUAUUUGAUUAUUAUUCAGUGAACAGAAAACUGAAAUCGAUGAAUAUAUUUCAUGAUUUAUUUAUUAUAUAACUGAAAACAACCUGGUUGAGAAAAUCAUAUCACAAAAGUAGUAACAGAAGAAAAUGAUCAAACAAUUACUGAUUCUUAUCGCAAUUAAAUGUACUAGUGGAUUAACAGGUCGAGGAUUAAUGUACCCAGGAAGGACAGAUCUAUUUGAACUUUCUAUUGUUCAUAUCAAUGAUUUUCACGCUAGAUUUGAAGAAGUGAGCCCCACCGCAAGUGCAUGCGAGCGAAAAAGAGGUGCGAUAUGUGUCGGCGGGCUGCCAAGAGUUUUUACUGCAGCUAAACGAUUGUUCAAAGAGAGGCCAAACGCUAUUCUUCUUAAUGCCGGAGAUCACUACCAGGGGACGCUGUGGUACAACUUACAUCGGUGGAAUGUCACUGUCACUUUUUUCAAUAUGGUACCCUGGGAUGUCUUGACGAUAGGAAACCACGAAUUUGAUGAUGGUAUCGCAGGAUUGGUUCCUUUUCUAAAAAAUAUAAAAGCACCUGUUGUCAUUACUAACAUUGAUAUGAGCGAUGAGCCGACGAUGCAGAAUUUAACUACAAACAGCACAAUACUUUACCGCGGAGGUAAAAAAAUUGGAGUAAUUGGUGCAAUUAUAAAAACUACAACCGAAUUAUCGAAAACGGAGAAAUUAAAGUUUUUAGACGAAAUCGAAACAAUAAAUCUCGAGGCCGAAAAAUUGAAACUCUAUGAAAAAGUCGACAUAAUAAUAGUAUUGAGUCACUGUGGUCUGCCAGUUGAUCGAAAAAUAGCCGCUAAUUGUCCUCUGGUUGAUGUUAUUGUCGGUGGACAUUCUCACUCGUUUUUGUACUCAGGUGAAGCUCCGUUUAUCGACCAACCGGUGGAUGAGUAUCCAGUUGUGGUAACCCAGGCAUCAAACCGCACGGUGCUGAUUGUCCAGGCAGCUGCUUUUACCAAAUACCUAGGUAACCUGACUGUCUGGUUCAACGCGGAAGGAGAAGUGGAAGACUGGGAAGGAAACCCUAUAGUCCUGGACGAGACAAUCCAGCAGGACCCAGAGAUGCUAAAAGCUCUGGAACCUUGGAAAAAACAAGUCGAUGCUCUAGGGAGCAAAGUUAUCGGCAGGACUAAGGUAAAGAUGCCCAAAACCUGCCGGGUGGGGGAGUGCAACAUCGGAAACAUGAUUACUGACGCGAUGAUCGAGUCAUUUAUCGACAGAGCCGAGGACGAGAGCUACUGGAGCUUUGCUUCGAUUGCGGUGACAAAUGGCGGCGGUAUCCGCAGUCCUAUUGACUCUGCUUCAGGUGAUAUCACCUUUGCGGAUCUAGUGAUGGCUCAACCUUUCGAAAACUACUGGGAUAUUAUCGAGAUGAAGGGCAGUGACAUUCGAAUGACUUUGGAGAUCUGCGUCGCCAGAAGUCAGCCAGGACAUUGGAACGGAUACUCUUUCCUGGUCUGGUCUGGACUUCGGGUUUUUUAUAACAUGUCCCAGCCUGUGUUCUCAAGGGUCGAUAGUGUCAAGGUCCAGUGUCGCCAAUGUGAUGUUCCGGUUUAUGAAAAUCUGCUUGACCAUGAGUGGUACCGCGUUGUAGUACCGACUUUUCUGCUCCGAGGAGGCGACGGGCACUCUGUUAUUGCCAGUAGGCAUCGGAACCACGUCGUAGGAGGGCGCGAUAUUGAUUUUCUUGUCAAAUAUGUGAAGAAAAUUAGUCCGCUGAUGAACGGGCUUGAGGGAAGGAUUGUUUUUGUGUGAUUUUCAGUAUUAAAGCGAGGAAUUUUUUUUCUGCAUAAAUUUGU
Molecule: messenger RNA, 2421 nt
Organism: Cotesia glomerata
Lineage: Eukaryota; Metazoa; Arthropoda; Insecta; Hymenoptera; Braconidae
Product: apyrase-like
Exons: 8
Coding region: 719-2377 (552 amino acids)
Biological process (GO): AMP catabolic process
Cellular component (GO): plasma membrane
Molecular function (GO): metal ion binding; nucleotide binding; 5'-nucleotidase activity
Source: RefSeq, a predicted model, not a curated record